AAGAAAGUGUAUCUAAAUCAUUGUUUAAACAUUUUUGGUUAUGAGAUGAUGUAGUUGAAUAUAGAACAAUGUAGGUAAGGGUUUUACACAUGGGCUUUGCUAAAAAGGAAGAAGAGAAUAUAUUCUUCAACGCGGCUUUAUAAAGCCCUCUUCAUCAAGUUGAGAAUCACCGUUCUUUAUCACAAAGAGCACAAGCAGCAUAAAAGAACAUAAAGCUCCAAACUUUUUUUCUAUAUAUUCAAUAGCUUCUGUUUAUUUGCAAAUCUUUGAGCUUCUUUCAUUGCUGUUUCUUCCUCUCAUUGUUACUCUGUUUCGUGAGGUUUAUCAAUGGAUGCUUCUGCUUUAAACUCGGUGAUCAAUAGGUUGCUUGAAGCUAGAGAGAAACCAGGAAAGAUUGUACAGUUGUCUGAAACUGAGAUCAAACAGCUUUGUUUCGUCUCUAGAGAUAUCUUCUUGAGACAACCAAAUCUUUUAGACCUUGAAGCUCCUGUCAAAAUAUGUGGGGACAUUCAUGGACAAUACUCAGAUCUCUUAAGACUAUUCGAAUACGGAGGAUACCCUCCUCGUUCAAACUACUUGUUUCUUGGAGAUUACGUCGAUCGUGGCAAACAAAGCAUCGAAACGAUUUGUCUCUUACUCGCUUACAAGAUCAAAUUUCCUGAGAACUUCUUCCUUCUUAGAGGAAACCAUGAAAGUGCUUCUAUUAACCGCAUUUACGGCUUCUACGAUGAGUGUAAACGCCGUUUCAGUGUCAAAAUUUGGAGAAUCUUCACCGAUUGCUUCAAUUGUCUCCCCGUGGCUGCACUCAUCGAUGACCGGAUUCUCUGUAUGCAUGGUGGGCUCUCCCCGGAUCUGCUUAGCUUGAGACAGAUCAGGGAUAUUCGUCGUCCAACAGAUAUUCCUGAUCGCGGUUUACUCUGUGAUCUCUUGUGGUCUGAUCCUGAUAAAGAUGUUAGAGGUUGGGGACCUAACGAUCGUGGAGUUUCUUACACUUUUGGAUCGGAUACAGUUUCUGAGUUUCUCAAAAGACUCGAUCUUGACCUUAUUUGUAGGGCUCAUCAGGUUGUUGAAGAUGGGUUUGAGUUCUUUGCGAAUAAGCAGCUCGUGACGAUAUUCUCUGCACCCAAUUACUGUGGAGAAUUCGACAAUGCAGGUGCGAUGAUGAGCGUGGACGAUGAUUUGACUUGUUCUUUUCAGAUCUUGAAACCUAAUGACAAGAAAUCAAAAUUCAGUUUCGGAAGCAGAGGUGGUGCUAAAACUAGCUUCCCCUAUCCUAAAGUCAAGUCGAUUCUGAGUUCGAGACAGUACAACCGAUGAAGAUUUGACGACUCACGCUGACUUUUGAGGACAUAAACCUGUUAGUAUAUUCGGAACAUAAAAUCGAGUAUAAUAACUGUUUUGAAUUUCGGGGUUUUUGUAAUCACUUUGUGCGUGUGUGUGUUUGUGUUUUUUUUUUUUUUUUUUUCUGUAGAUUUGGUUUGUAAUUGUUGCUGGUUAAGUUUAUAAUAAACAUGUUUUUCUUUGGACCAAAUGUAUGCCUUAAAUAACUAGGUAUAUAACUCGCGCUACGCGCGAAUCUCU
Messenger RNA from Thlaspi arvense, 1581 nucleotides. Lineage: Eukaryota; Viridiplantae; Streptophyta; Magnoliopsida; Brassicales; Brassicaceae. The record is from the annotation of a GenBank genome assembly.